Arabidopsis arenosa is the source of this 2556-nucleotide messenger RNA. Lineage: Eukaryota; Viridiplantae; Streptophyta; Magnoliopsida; Brassicales; Brassicaceae. The record is from the annotation of a GenBank genome assembly.
GAUCGCUCGGAACUGGGAAAGCAGCGUAAUCGGUAAAAUCUCGAUCAUUUCUUCAAUUGAGAAACAUUUUCCAUAUUUUUAUGAGAAUCUCAAAUCGAAUUAUUUGUUUAGAUCUUCUCUUUUAUUAGUCUAUGAAUGGAUUAGUUGUAGGUAGGGAGUGAUUUGAGUUUUGGUCAGGAUGUCUAUGGUUGAUGAGCCUUUAUACCCGAUUGCUGUGCUUAUCGACGAGCUAAAAAACGAUGAUAUUCAGCUUAGAUUGAACUCUAUUAGACGGCUUUCUAUCAUUGCUCGUGCUCUUGGAGAGGAAAGGACUAGAAAAGAGUUGAUUCCAUUUCUUAGUGAGAACAAUGACGAUGAUGAUGAGGUGCUUUUGGCGAUGGCGGAAGAGUUGGGGGUUUUUAUUCCUUAUGUAGGAGGGGUUGAGUAUGCAUUUGUUUUGCUUCCACCUUUGGAGACUCUCUCAACCGUUGAGGAAACUUGUGUGAGGGAAAAAGCUGUGGAUUCGCUUUGUAGAAUUGGUGCUCAGAUGAGGGAGAAUGACUUGGUUGAGCAUUUCGCACCUCUGGCUAAGGAAAUUGAUAGGUUGAAGUUGUUUACAUCCAUUUUGGUUGAUCUAAGAGAACAUCCAGCAGAUAUUUCUGGCUUUAGCGCUCUUUUGGGUUGUGGUUGUGUACGUGACCAUAAGUCGCGACUUUCAGCUGGUGAAUGGUUCACAGCCAGAGUAUCAGCAUGUGGGAUUUUCCAUAUUGCAUACCCAAGUGCCCCAGAUCCGCUAAAGACGGAGCUAAGAUCAAUAUAUGGUCAGCUUUGUCAAGAUGACAUGCCAAUGGUGCGCAGAGCUGCAGCAACCAAUUUGGGCAAGUUUGCUGCUACCAUUGAAUCAGCUCAUUUGAAGACAGACAUUAUGUCCAUGUUUGAGGAUCUUACGCAAGAUGAUCAAGAUUCGGUUAGAUUAUUGGCGGUUGAGGGUUGUGCUGCUCUUGGGAAAUUGUUGGAGCCCCAGGACUGUGUCGCACACAUUCUUCCUGUGAUUGUGACUUUCUCGCAGGAUAAGUCCUGGCGUGUGCGUUAUAUGGUUGCAAAUCAGCUCUAUGAACUUUGUGAAGCUGUAGGACCGGAGCCAACUAGGACGGAUCUGGUGCCUGCAUAUGCUCGUCUACUUCGUGAUAAUGAGGCUGAAGUUCGGAUUGCAGCUGCUGGAAAAGUUACCAAGUUUUGUCGCAUUUUAAACCCUGAACUCGCUAUACAGCACAUUCUUCCCUGUGUAAAGGAAUUAUCAUCAGACUCUUCUCAGCACGUCAGAUCUGCAUUGGCAUCAGUUAUAAUGGGAAUGGCUCCAGUCUUGGGUAAGGAUGCAACAAUUGAGCAUCUUCUUCCAAUCUUUCUUUCUCUAUUGAAAGACGAAUUUCCUGAUGUACGCUUAAACAUUAUCAGCAAACUUGACCAAGUGAACCAGGUUAUUGGGAUUGAUCUGCUAUCACAAUCAUUACUACCAGCCAUUGUAGAACUUGCUGAAGACAGGCACUGGAGAGUACGUCUGGCUAUAAUAGAGUAUAUUCCCUUGUUGGCCAGUCAAUUAGGUGUAGGCUUCUUUGAUGAUAAGCUUGGUGCUCUUUGCAUGCAAUGGUUACAAGACAAGGUUCACUCAAUCCGUGAAGCUGCUGCAAACAAUCUUAAGCGUCUUGCUGAAGAGUUUGGUCCUGAAUGGGCAAUGCAACAUAUAGUUCCUCAGGUUCUAGAGAUGAUUAACAACCCCCACUAUCUAUAUCGGAUGACAAUUCUUCGUGCAGUAUCGCUUCUCGCUCCAGUAAUGGGAUCCGAGAUCACAUGUUCCAAACUCUUGCCUGCGGUUGUGGAGAACAUGAUACGGCCAUGCUUGGUGGAGCUAAGUGAAGACCCAGACGUUGAUGUUCGAGGAAUUGUUGACCUAGGAGUCGACCAAGUCGUCAAAGAUCAAAACACCCUGGACGUUCUCUUCUUCAUCCAUGGCUACUUCACUCUCUGUCUCGAUCGUAUUCACCUCUUUGAACACAGCAGAGAUUGUCCUGAAGAGCUACUAGAAGCUGUUUCGGGCUUGCUCUUUGCAGCUUCAAGAAUCGAUCUCGCUGCUCGGUCUAUUGAGUUGCGCAGUAAUUGUGGGGUUGAUCCCAAAAUAAUUCAGAAGUUGUCGACAAGACAUCCACCGAAAGAAGUUAGAAUGAAAGCGUUGAAGGAGAUUGCUGCAGAGAAUAACAUUGUUCUGAAACUAGAAGAAGCUUCUACGUCCACUGAGGGAACAUCAGAUGUUAGUAAGGCUAAGCCAACAAGUGAAGAUGAGAGAGGAGAAGGUUGUGGUUUAUCUGAUUCGGUCAAGAGAGGAAAGAAGAAGUACAAAGAUGUGGCUGAUGCUGCACAAGCAGCGUCUUGUCUAGCAAUGUAGAUCUUCUGCUUACCAUACUCUUUGAACGUGAUUUUUCCAGCAUCAGCAAGACUAUCAAGUGCCUUUUGUACUGCAGUCUUCUUAAGGUUAAACUUUUGCAAAGCAUCAGCUGCAUUUUGCGUGUUAAGAGGUUUGUU